Messenger RNA from Asparagus officinalis (garden asparagus), 1285 nucleotides. Its product is annotated as probable xyloglucan endotransglucosylase/hydrolase protein B. NCBI's taxonomy places the organism in Eukaryota, Viridiplantae, Streptophyta, Magnoliopsida, Asparagales, Asparagaceae. Gene Ontology annotation, molecular function: xyloglucan:xyloglucosyl transferase activity; hydrolase activity, hydrolyzing O-glycosyl compounds. The record is from RefSeq and is a predicted model, not a curated record. Gene Ontology annotation, cellular component: cell wall; apoplast. The coding region runs from base 33 to 935 and encodes 300 amino acids. Gene Ontology annotation, biological process: xyloglucan metabolic process; cell wall biogenesis. The transcript has 4 exons.
UCUCUCUUCUCUCCUCCUUAAUUUGAGCGGCGAUGGCUUCUUCUUCUUCCUCCUCCUCUUUCUGUUAUUACCUAGUGUGCUUCUUGGGCCUCUCCGUUGUGAGAGGUAUAAUGGCCGCUUCACCAAAAAAGCCCGUGAGCGUCCCGUUCCAAAAGAACUAUGCACCUACUUGGGCUUUAGAUCACAUCAAGUACUUCAAUGGAGGCAGAGAGAUCCAACUCCAUCUUGAUAACUACACGGGAACUGGGUUCCAGUCCAGAAGCUCCUACUUGUUUGGGCACUUCAGCAUGCAGAUAAAGAUGGUUCCUGGAGACUCCGCAGGAACUGUCACCGCCUUUUAUCUGUCAUCUCAGAACUCGGAGCAUGAUGAAAUAGAUUUUGAGUUCUUGGGGAACAGGACAGGGCAGCCCUACAUACUGCAGACCAACGUGUUCACUGGUGGAGAGGGGAACAGAGAGCAAAGGAUCUACCUCUGGUUUGAUCCUAGCAAAGCAUACCAUUCCUACUCUGUUCUCUGGAAUAUGUACCAAAUUGUUUUCUUUGUGGAUGACAUCCCCAUCAGAGUCUUCAAAAACAGCAAAGACCUAGGUGUCAGAUUCCCCUUCAAUCAGCCCAUGAAGCUCUACUCAAGCCUUUGGAAUGCAGAUGACUGGGCCACAAGAGGUGGCCUUGAAAAGACUAAUUGGGCUAAUGCACCUUUUGUCGCUUCCUAUCGGGGAUUUCAUAUCGACGGCUGUGAGGCCUCGGCCCAUGAAAAAUUAUGCGCGACUCAGGGUCGGCGGUGGUGGGAUCAGAAGGAGUUCCAGGACCUCGAUUCUUAUCAGUAUCGACGACUUGGGUGGGUAAGAAAGAGAUGGACGAUAUAUAACUAUUGUAACGAUAGUUCAAGGUACCGUAGGAUGCCACCGGAGUGCAAGAGGGACAGAGAUAUUUAAAGGGAAUGAAGCGGGAAGUUGUUUGGGCUGAUACUGGGCUUUGUUGAUUAUAUGGGUUUUUGCAUUUUUAUAUUUAAUGUCUUCUCGUAUUUAUUCAUGAUGAUGGACAUGAGGGGUAACAUGGUACGGAAUAUGUUCUCUUCUUUCUUUGGAAAAAUUUGUUGAGGUUUUAUGAUCUAUCAUUUAUGUUGUGGGCUAGACAAUCAGCUCAAAUUCAUAUACUUUGUAGUUGAACUAAACAAAGGCCAUUAACAACUGCACUAGGGAUUGAGCUUGAAAAUCUCACGCUGGUUAGGGGCCCAAACCUGGCCUAUACAUAUAUGUAUAUGCGCCCAAGACUCCCAACUGUA